This is a messenger RNA of Monomorium pharaonis (pharaoh ant), 841 nucleotides long. RefSeq lists its product as uncharacterized. The record is from RefSeq and is a predicted model, not a curated record. The transcript has a single exon. Lineage: Eukaryota; Metazoa; Arthropoda; Insecta; Hymenoptera; Formicidae. The coding region runs from base 204 to 752 and encodes 182 amino acids.
AUACAUCAAUUGCACAUUAACAUAGGUAAAAUAGCCAACUCUAUUAGCCGAACUUAUUCAUCUUUUCUAAUAAUAAUAAUAUUGAACAAUGAUAAGAAUAUGGAAUAUAAAAGUCUUUUUUCUUAGACUACGCUCGUUAAUGAUUACUUGCAAUUAAACAGGGUGUCUUUUGUAUCUUCAAUAUGUUAACUUGAGUGACAAAAAUGGCUGAAGAAAAGGAAACACGUGGAACUUCGGACAAAGUAAAUGUAAUAGUGGGAUCUAAGGAUUGUGCAUCACCGGUAACUUUAAAAGCGCUGCAACUUGCAGAGAAAGAGAAAUUGAUACAGGAAUCUUCGUGGACGAAGACUGUUCCAUACAAAUACUGGCACAGCUAUGUAAAACCUACUGAUAGUAUAGGCAGUAUCUUUACACCCAGCGUAAACACAUAUCGAACCAGAACUCUGACUAGACGUAGUGUCAAGCCUGCACGAUGGCAUCCUUUUGGUACCGAUGGCGUACUUGCAAGUCCACCUCAUAUUCUUGUCGAACGACAUAACGAGGAACUUAAACGAAAAAUUGCAGUAACGGAAGAGAAGAAACGCGAUUCUUUACCAGAAAAUAUAGUGAGUCUGAGAGAUUUAGCGGAUGAUACGUGGUUGCGGAAGAAAAGUCGGAAGACAAAAAUCUUGAUGAAAAAAGAAUUAACCAUGUGCAAGAAAAAAAUAACAAAGCAAAAAUUGGAUCGAGAGGUAACACGAAAUGUUUUUUAAAUUCUAUAAAUACUUUAAAUAAAAGAUUUUAAUGUUUUCUUAAUUGAGUGGACAAAUAUUUAAGAUAAUUAAAAAUUACAUAUCAUAGA